UAAGUGUGGAUGCAAUCUUCAACCCAACCUGGCGACAGCAAUUCGGCUAACUUCACAUGCAGCGAGUCAAACACACAAAAGAGCCCGGGAAUAUUUAACCGCCGAAAGCAUAUUGAAAACAAAAUCAGCGACGGGGACUUAAAAGGUGCUUCCCGUCUCCUUUUUUCAAGCGAAUCGCUGUCGCCAGACAAUCCAGACACCCUUCAGGCCUUACAGACUAAACACCCUCCAGCUCCUUCAACCCCAUAUUCUCUCGACCCACCAACGGCUAGCCAGGUAUGUCUUCAAAUCAAUAGUAAAGAAACCCUCGAGGCCAUUAUUUCUUUUAAAACUGGAUCCGCAGCAGGCCUAGACGGAAUCUCACCCCAACAUCUAAAAGAUCUCAUUUCACAUUCAUCAGGCGAUGCUGGCAUACAACUGCUAAAUUCCAUAACAAAAUUAAUCAAUAAAAUGUAUACAGGAAACAUUAACCCUGACAUAGUCCCCAUUCUUUUCGGCGCCAACCUUAUCGCUCUGAACAAGAAAGACGGAGGGGUGAGGCCAAUAGCCGUUGGUACAACACUUCGACGUCUCGCAUCCAAGAUAGCAGUCCGGCACAUUAUAUCAAAAUUAAAACCUCUUUUCGAACCAAUACAACUAGGCUUUGGCACCAAAGGGGGGUGCGAAGCAGCCGUACACUCCCUGCGCACUUACCUCUCUAACACGACGUCCGAGGUUUUGAUCAAAAUUGAUGUUAAAAAUUCGGUAAACAGAGACACCCUGCUAACAGAAACUAAACAUAACAUACCCGAAAUUUACAACUAUCUCCUCCUAUCCUACGCAGACCCAACAAAAUUAUUAUAUCGCGAAAACGUGCUUUCUUCAGAAGUUGGCUGUCAGCAGGGUGACCCGCUCGGGCCGGCAAUAUUCUCUUUGGCAAUUAACCCUAUCAUCAAAAAACUAAAUUCCAAAUUUAACGUGUGGUACCUGGAUGAUGGAACCCUAGGAGGCGACGUAGAUACUGUUACUUCCGACCUGUCCACAAUCAAGACCGAGUUUAGGAACAUCGGUCUUGAAAUAAAUUUUAGCAAAUGUGAACUGUACAUUCCAAAUUCCAUCCCUAAUCACAAUAAUAUUGAAGAAAACUUCAACACCUUGACUCCGAACAUAAAAGUAGUUAACAGCGAGUCACUUUGCCUCCUAGGGUCUCCUAUUUUCGAAGACUCUUUUCCAAACUUUAUAGAAAAUUCAAUUUCCAAAUUCAAAAAAUAUUCAAAUCGCCUCCUCGAAAUAAGCCCUCAUUACGCAAUUACAAUCCUUAAAUUCUGCCUUUUUGUACCUAAAUUGACAUACGCCAUUCGCUGUAGCCCUAUCUGGAAAUUCGGAAACAUUAUUUUACCUUUAGACGACCUUAUCAAGUCAACCCUGGAAUCCAUUCUCAACAUCCAGCUCAGCGACCAUUCCUGGACCCAAGCAUCCCUACCCAUCCGUCAUGGUGGUCUAGGGAUCAGAAAAAUUUCUAGUGUAGCCUUGCCAGCUUUUUUGUCUUCAGUCCACAGCUCCGCAAGUCUCAUAGGUAAAAUCCUAAAGGGUCUUCCCUCAAACUAUGAGACUGCGGGCUUGGACGAAGCCAAGAAAGCUUGGUCAACUGCUUGCCCGAGCAAGGAUUUCCCAACUCAUCCAAAUUGUCAAAGGAGCUGGGACGACAUCAUGUGCCAAAUUUCAGUGGAUUCCCUCCUAAACCGUAGUACAGGCCGUGAACGGGCUCGACUACUGGCUUCGGCGUCCAAGGAGUCCGGGGAGUGGCUCCGGGCAUAUUCUUCUCCAAACACCGGAACCUUCCUCACGCCGGACACCCUCCGCAUCGCGACCUGUCUUCGGCUUGGAGUUCGCGUCUGUGCUCCACACAGGUGCCCCUGCGGCAGUGAGGUCGACGAAUUAGGACACCACGGGUUAUCCUGCCAAAAAAGUGCUGGCCGCUUUUCAAGACACGCUGCCCUGAAUGACAUAAUCCGCCGGUCUCUUGCAUCCGUCAACGUGCCAGCUCUACUGGAACCAACUGGCAUAGCCAGAGACGACGGCAAGAGGCCGGACGGUAUGUCCUUGGUUCCUUGGGGUUUGGGAAGGGUGCUAGUGUGGGACGCUACCUGUGUAGACACACUGGCCCCUUCCCACCUCACCGGAACCAGUAACCAAGCUGGUGCGGCGGCUAAAGCGGCCGAAAAGCUUAAAAUGCAUAAGUACAGGGGUCUCGGCCCCGAGUAUAUUUUUAUGCCAUUUGGGGUUGAGACCCUUGGCCCGUGGGGUCCUAGUGCCCUACAACUUUUUAAAGAGCUGGCAAAAAGAUUGAUCGACCUCACUGGUGACCGAAGAGCUGGCAGCUUUCUCGCGCAGCGUAUUAGCCUCGCUAUACAGCGGGGAAAUGCUGCCAGCGUCUUCGGCACCAUGCCAAAGGGGUCCAACUUUUUAGAUUUAUUUUAA
This is a messenger RNA of Cydia amplana, 2460 nucleotides long. RefSeq lists its product as uncharacterized. The coding region runs from base 10 to 2460 and encodes 816 amino acids. The record is from RefSeq and is a predicted model, not a curated record. NCBI's taxonomy places the organism in Eukaryota, Metazoa, Arthropoda, Insecta, Lepidoptera, Tortricidae. The transcript has 2 exons.